Molecule: messenger RNA, 3187 nt
Organism: Octopus sinensis (East Asian common octopus)
Lineage: Eukaryota; Metazoa; Mollusca; Cephalopoda; Octopoda; Octopodidae
Product: SET and MYND domain-containing protein 4
Exons: 2
Coding region: 245-2224 (659 amino acids)
Molecular function (GO): protein binding
Source: RefSeq, a predicted model, not a curated record
AAAGAGUACCCUUCCACCGAAUGAUCAUUUCACACACACAUUCACAGCAGCGCACGCACAAGUUUUUUAUGUAUGAAUAAAAAAAAAAGUAGCAAUCGUACAUCUAAGAUAACCAAGUGAGACAGAGUGGGAGGCAGAAGAGAGAAAAAGUGCUUCUAAACAGUUGUUACAACAUCCUGAGACAAGACAACAAUAUUUAUUUGUCAUUCACCGACAGUUUAAUUUUUACUGUUACAAUAACAAAAUGGCAGACCUAAUUGACAAUUGGCGGGAUGAGUUACUAAUGAAUAUCCAAAACGACGUGAAAUGGAAAGACUGGUCGAAAACGUUCAGUGCUGCUGAGACGAAUCUACAGAGAUUCACUGCUGUUUACAACUUACCAUUUAUUGAUAAAGUAAUAAGAAUCGAAGAAAUGUCAAUUGAGAAGUCAGCAUCUGAUUCUACAGAGUUUCGAAACAAAGGAAAUGCAGAAUAUGUGAAAAAAAACUAUCGACAAGCAUUUAGUUUUUAUACAAGGAGCAUCCAAAAAGCCCCAGGGAUUGGAGAUAUGCUGGCACUGGGCUAUGCCAAUAGAUCAGCUGUGUAUUUUGAUAUGCAAAAGUAUCACCUCUGUUUGAAGGACAUAGAUUUAGCUCUCAAGAAUGACUAUCCUAAAAAACUGAUGCAUAAACUGUUAGAAAGGCAGGGUAGGUCCAAGUAUGAAAUUGGUUUGAAUGAGGAAGCCAUCAAAUAUUUUGAAGAAGCCAUAAAGAGUUUAGUUGACUCCAGCCUAGAGAAAGAUCGGCAAACGGAACGACAAGCAAAACUUGAAAAAUUCAUCAAAGACUGCCACAAUAAACCUAAAGCUAAGGUGAAGGCUGAAGAAUGCAAUGCAUUUAUGGGACCGCUUCCUAGAAUUGAAGGAGAACGGAGCAGCCAGUUUCCAUGUGCUUCAGAUGCUAUAUGUAUGAAAUAUUCCAAAGAUAAAGGAAGAUAUAUUUCUGCUACCAGGGACAUAAAUGUUGGUGAAGUUCUUGCUAUUGAGAAACCGUACAGCUUUGUGAUCAAUGAUGAUCACCAUUCCAGCCAUUGCCAUCACUGUUGUAAAAGAGCAGAACAUCCAAUACCAUGUUCUUCGUGUGCAGAAGUUGUUUACUGCAAUGCAACUUGUCGAGAAGAAUCUUGGAACCAGUACCACUCUGUAGAAUGUUCCAUUUUACUGUCAAUCAAGCUGUUAGAGUAUGAUGUUUAUCAUCUGGCAUUAAGAAUGGUUAUAAAAGCAAAUUACGAUUAUAUUAAGAAUUUUGAGGAAAAUUUUGCUGAUGAAAAAUCUACAAAACCUUCAGCAAUAGGGUUUAAUAAAUUAGGUCAAUAUGAUUCUGAAGAUUAUUGGUCAGUCUAUAACCUUGUGAACCAUUCAGAAGACAGAACUUUCUCGGAUCUAUUUCGUCGAACAUUAACAGCAGUUUAUCUUUUGAAAUGUCUAGAGAGAACUAAAUUUUUUUCAAAAGCGGAUGAUUGCAAAGACAUUCAUCUUAUUGUUGGUGGCCAUAUUCUUCGCCAUCUUCAAAUGUUACCAUGCAAUGCUCAUGAGAUAACUGAACUAUCCAUCAAUCUGAAACAGCCCUUGAAGUCUAGCGCAGCCGACAUUGGAUCUGCUGUCUAUGCCACACUUAGUUUAUUCAAUCAUUCUUGUGACCCUAAUGUUGUGCGACACAGCUAUGGGAAUUUGUGCGUUGUACGAGCCAUCCAUCACAUUCCCAAAGGAAUGGAAGUUGUUGAUAGUUAUGGUAUUUUAUAUCCAGUCGACGACAUAGAGAAACGAGAUGCUGAACUUGGUCGUCGAUAUUUCUUCGACUGUUCCUGUGUAGCCUGUGCUAACGACUGGCCAAUGUACGAUGACAUUCCCAACCAUUCACCUUAUUUUAAAUGUGAGAAAUGCCAUCAUGUCCUUGGCCAAUUUGAAAAUGAAGACCAAGAUUUUGAUUGCAGAAAUUGUGGUGAAAGACAAGUUUUAUCUUACAGAGUGAAGGAGCUGACGAUAAUUGAGCCGAAAUUUGAUUCCGUAUUUAAUGACGUACUUUCUGGAGAUUAUUCUGAUGAAACUUUCUCUUUUCUAUUAAAACAUUUGUCUUUAAUGGAGUCGUGGAUAUGUCGACCAUGGCAAGACCUCAACAACUGUCAGGAAGCCUUGAAACAAAUUUAUAGCACCAAAGCAAACCAUUAUAUUUGCGUUGAUAAAUAGUGAAAUCCUUUCAACAGCCUUGAAAAUGGCAAAUUUGGUUGUCUGCUGCAUGUGAAGCGUUUCAGAAAUAAUUUAUAUGAAAUUUAUGAGCUCAGCUCAGAAUUUAAGGAACUUUUUUUUUUUUUUUUUUUUUAAAGACUUACAAUGACUUAGUAUUUUAUAAAAUACGACACGCAAUGAAAAGCUACAUUAGUUUCAAGAGAUCAGAAAUAAGUUGAAAGAAUAAAUAACACCUAACGCCAUCUGGAUGAAAAAUCAUAAGUUAGUGUUAGCUUUAAAAUAACCACUGCAUUAAUCAUGUUGACUACAAUAAUGAAGGAAAACAAUAUCUGUCUUUGACUAAUAUCUUCAAUAAUUUCAGCAAGUAGGGGAGACAACUUCAGACAUGUUUUGGUCUUAUAGUGACCUUUUUAACGAAGAAUAAAAUAUUAGUCAUUGUUUUUUUUUAACCUCAUUGCAUAAUUAUUUUUAAACAUAAUUAAUGCAGAGAGGAUUAGAACAUUAAUGCUAAAUCCUAACACUAAGUUGAAACCUAAAUGUCUGUGUGUCAUUUUAUCUUACCAAAGAUAUUCUUUUAUUAGUUUCAGCCAGUGUUCUGUGGCCAUGCUGGGGUACUGCCAAUUGUGAUAAAUAAUUGUAAUACAGUGGCAAUUAUUAUAAAGUUGAUCAUUUUGGUAAGCCAGAGACUGAGGAAUUCUAACGGCUUUCAGGAAGUAAAACAAAAAAUUCAAGCCAGUAAUUUUGUGAAUGCAACAAAUAAAUAAUAUCAAUAAUAAUAUAUUAAAUAUAUUUGAGUAAUUUAUUGAAAUAAAUUAUCUAUUCCCUACCCCUUCCCUCCAAAGUUAACAAUCCACUGACAUUAAAGUACCUUCUUCCAAAUCAGUCGAGCAUUUUUACUGGUUUUCAAUAAAAAGCAAAGAAUGUUUUUAUGAAAUUGGUUAUAAAAAAAACUUACUAAUUUUA